AUGCUGAGCUCCUCUGCAGCUCAGAAGGGAAUGACCCCUCCGAGCCAAUCUUCCCAGCCUAGUCUGCCCCAGCAGUUGUCUGGCCGCACGAGCUUUGAUCGGGGUGAUUCGGGCCUGCAACCUCCCAAUGGCGCCAAUAACCGCAACCUGUCCGCCUCAGGCGUGUCUUUUGCGCCCAGGGGAAGUAGUCUCAAUGUUGCUCCCGGCAGCUUCAGCUCAGAGCUGCGCAGUCGGGCUGGGAGUAAAACCGAAGCGGGGUCGGUAUACCCAAGCAGCUUCAUGGACAAGGUGGAAGAAGAUGAUGCGGACACGCUAGCUGAACAAGCUCUAGCAAAUCUCAAGGAGAGGCUCAACCGUGAGAUGAAGAUUAAGGAGGGUAGCGAGAACAUGCUCGAGGCGCUGAACUCUAAGAAAGCGAAGCAGACCAAAGAGCAACGGCAGAAGGUUGAGGCAGAGCUCAACGCGAGCAGCCUGCGUAUCAAGGACCUACGCCAGAAGAUCUCCGAUACCCAACGCACACGACAAAUCCCACCCGACACACCAAAAAGAAACCGUACUCAGAGCAACACUAUCGAAUCCACCAGACCCAUCGGGCUACGCUCACCACAGAGCGUGUCGAGGUCAAUUGGAGAAUCUGACGCCGAGGAACCGACAGAAAGCCCGACUUUUGCCCUCGCUGAAUUGCUUCAAGCUCUGGAAGUGGAGGGAAUGACGCCCGAGUACUACGUCUCACGAGGAAACCAGUUGGUUGAUCUUUUCCAGCGAUAUCCUACUCUCAAAUAUGACUUGGUCUGGUCAGUCUUUGGACUCCGCAUGCAGGUAAUGCUACUGAGCGAAAGCCGCGAAGUUGUGGCUGCUGGCUAUCGAAUGACCAGAUAUGCAAUAUCCGACGUCGCAUCCCUCAAAAAGAUUCGUAGUCUGAACACAGAUUAUUUAGUAAUUCGAUCUCUGAACAACUAUCGCAAGGCGGAUGUUGAACGCGAGCAGGCACUCAAGUUCGUCCGCGCAUUCCUCGAUGUCAAAGGUGGAGUUAAAGAGGUCUCUCGUUCUGUUGUACGCACUAUUGUUGCAGUUGCAGAGCAUGGGGAGGAUCGACGCCCAAACGGCCAGCCGGUUGAAGGAGAAACAGACCGUCUAAGGCCUAUAUGCAUCGAGACACUGGCAGAGAUUAUAGUGCAAGAUCCAGCACUUUUGGUAUCAUCCGGUGGUCUAGGACCAUUGACUGAGGCGCUCUCGGAAGGUGUCUACAAAGCUCCCGAGAGCUUGGCCUCUGCGUUCCUAUAUUUGCUCGAUUCGCCUCAGACACGAAAGUACAUACAGCCAGGUUAUGGACUUGAGGUGCUUUUCACCGUUUUUACCGAUCAUCUCCUUACCAACGAAACUGUGAUGAAGCAAAACUGCAAAGCCAUUGCAACAGCUUUGAAGUCAUGGCCUGGGCUGAUGACCCUAUGCAUGUAUGAUCUACGAACGAUCCGCUCUUUCGUCACGAGCUUGCUGCUGCCUAGCGAUGCAGUUCGCGAGACUAUUCUUGAUCUUAUCUUCUCUCUUUUGCGCAUCAAGCCACCAGCCUGGGCGACAUCGUUUCUAGCCGGGAGAAGGUUGACGACAUACGGUAGAGUAGCGAAUCUAAGGUCUUCCCAAAAAGAAAAGAGCCAAUCGCAGUUCAUGGAGGAGGAUAGUGGCGAGCAGAACUUCGUCGAACACUACACUGCCCUGUUACUCGCUGUCUUUAUCCGAGCAGGUCUUCUGCCCAUUCUCCUAAAAAUCGCUCAAGGGGAUGAGAACCCAACGCUCCAGCGCAAAACAACUUUGUUGAUUAGCGAAGUGCUUAAGCUUGCUAGCCGUCUCUUGCCUCCAUCCUGGAGUGCCGAGCUUCACCUUUUGCCAGAGCUUUUCUCAUCGGCAGCUAAUGUCGGUAACAACGACCACUGGGUCGCGUCAGGGAUUGUUUACCAGAUUAGCAGUGUCAGUCGAACAUUGUAUCGAAGCACGCCGUCAGGAACGUUAUCGUCUGGUAACCACACAACUGAGCUGUCAGCAAUCGAUGAAGCACCAAAAUCCCACCAGUCUUUGGUUUUUGACGAUGCCACCUUCAGGCAACUCCUGAUUGACAGCAACGUACUCAACAGCUCCAACUACGCCAAGUGGAACUGGGAAACCAUAAAUAAGAUCAUUGACGGACCUUUGCAAAGCGGCAAGCGAUUAGAGGAAGCCAUCAAAGCGUCCAAGUUCAUGAAGAGAAUUGUCAGCUUCUAUCGACCGUUUAAGUAUAGGUUUGCGAGCGUCAAGAACACGAGAGGUACUCAAAAGUAUGUACGGGCUGGCUGCGCUCUGAUGCAUUCAUUGCUUCAAUCCCCCGAAGGCAUAAAAUUUUUGGCGGACAGCAAACUGCUCAGACAGAUAGCGGAAUGCCUAGCACAAUGCGAUCCGACUAGUGGGCUCACAGCACAAUAUCCAAUGUUCUCAAAAGACCAAGUCGCCGACACGUUGUGCGCCGGCUACUUCUCGAUGGUUGGUGUUUUGAGUGGGGACCCAAAGGGACUUCAAUUACUAGAACGGUGGAGGAUGUUCAACAUGAUAUACCACAUCAUGGACCUGAAGCAGAGGCCCGACCUCAUCAAGCUACUUCUUUCGAGCUUUGAUUACAGUGUCCAAGGUCAUCCUCGUGUCUUGGUCUCUAAAGCUUUGACGGCUGGUACGAAGGAAAUUCGAAUUCAUGCGACGAAUGCUCUUCGCAAGUACGCAAUCCGUCCAGUACCAUCGGCCAAUAGUCAGGGUGGUGUAGGCGAUUCCAAGUGGGCCAUCCAGUUGCUGGUUACACAGCUUUAUGACCCCGAGAUUGAAGUUUGUGCGACAGCUGUUAAAAUUCUAGAGCAGGCUUGUAACCGCAAGACCUAUCUAGAAUACAUCGUCGAAUGCAGGCCAGCUCUUGACCAUUUGGGCGAGAUUGGAGCGCCACUUCUCCUACGGUUCUUGUCGACUUCUAUUGGAUAUCACUACCUGGAUGGAUUGGACUACAUCAGCAACGAAAUGGACGAUUGGUUCUUAGGACGCAACGAUACCUACGUCAAGGUUAUUGAGGCAAGUCUUGCCAAGACGUUUCUAAUCGACGGGGACGAGCACAACCCCCGCAUGAGCUUAUUCAACGAUGGCGAGAUUGAUGGAGAGUACCAUGACAGCCACGUACCGCCGCACUUCUAUCGAGAGUUGACUCGCACUCAAGAAGGAUGCAGACUGCUAAGUGACAAGGGUCACUUUGAGGAUUUCGCUGCCACGAUACGCGACCACGGGAUGGAUACAGGUGAUGCAGAGAUGCUUACCAAGGUUAAAGGAUGUCUUUGGGCAGUCGGCAACGUCGGGUCGAUGGAACUUGGGGCACCUUUCUUGGAGUCCAACGACGUGGUGGAACAUAUCAUAAAAAUUGCCGAGCACCACGAAGUGAUGAGUUUACGUGGAACAGCAUUCUUCGUUCUCGGUUUGAUUUCCCGAUCAACCCACGGCCUGGAGAUUCUGUCCGAGAACGGUUGGGACGCCAACACGACACCUAUGGGCAGCUCUCUUGGUUUCUGUAUCCCCAACAACUUGUCCAAGCUACUAUCACUAACCCCGUGGAAACAAAAGGCAGUGACUUCAAUCACCCUACCACCAGGUCAGCGCACCGCCCAAGAGCCGCCGCCGCCUCGUGCUGCUAGGCCACCUCUCGAGCCAUCAGAACUACCUGCUUUACUGAGUGACGAGGAUGUGAACACAAGAGUUCUGGAACUUAUUGUGGACCUCGGAAACAUGGUUCUCUAUAAGAAGGCAGUUACGGAUCUUCAAAAGUUGCGAGCGCACAAGCCGACAGCUUUCCGAAGCACUAAAUUCUUCAAAGAGGUGAUGGCUGCAAUGGAAUGGAACCACUACCGGUUAGGAGUGAGGAGGAUGGUUAUAGACCUUUUCGACAAGAACGUUAUGCGCCAAAUCGUCUUUGAUGAGACUGAUGACGAAGAUGACGACGACGAUAGUAGCGACGAGAGCGGAGAAGAAAGCGGCGAAGGGGAGAACAGUUCGGGUGAUGAUAGAACCGAGAGACAGCGCAGCAUCAGCGAGCCGUUGGCACCGCCGCCAGAACUCACACCAGCCCCGCUCAGAGUGAGACGAUAG
Molecule: messenger RNA, 4143 nt
Organism: Fusarium poae
Lineage: Eukaryota; Fungi; Ascomycota; Sordariomycetes; Hypocreales; Nectriaceae
Exons: 3
Coding region: 1-4143 (1380 amino acids)
Biological process (GO): TORC2 signaling
Cellular component (GO): TORC2 complex
Source: RefSeq, a predicted model, not a curated record